UUUGUCCAACACUUAAGAAUAGAGAUUCCCAGUGAAAUCUUUCACUAUAAACAGAUAGACGGAAGUGUACAUGUUAUAAGAAUUUUGGAUUUUGUGACAUGGGGAAGUUAAAAGCCUUCUUCAUUGAGCUUGAAAAUUCCGAUGGCGUUUUCUCUCCAGGGCAGACCAUAAAUGGAAAACUUGUUAUUGAACUGAAUGAAGAGAUGAAAAUGAGGGAAAUAAGAUGGACAAUCAAGGGACUAGCGUAUGUUCACUGGUCAGAAUCAAAAACUACCGGAACAGGAGGUAACAGCAGGACGGAAACCGUAUAUUACACUGCGACUGAGAACUACUUCGACUACACCGAGCCUGUGUUUGGACGAGGAGUGGAGAUGGGUGACAAAAACUGUUUGCCCGCGGGACAGCACGUAUUUCCAUUCGCCUUCUCCCUGCCCCAAAAUAUCCCAUCGUCCUUUGAGGGUGGUGUUGGUUACGUCAGAUACACUAUCAAAGGAACCAUUGACAAGCCCUGGAAGUUUGAUCAUACCACGAAGAGGCCUUUCACUGUUAUUACCUCGUUAGAUUUGAACACACAGCCAACUGCAUCGCAUUCACAUCAAAACGUGGAUAUUAAAUACCUAUGUUGUUUGUGCUGCAAGUCAGGACCUAUUAUGGGGCUAUUAAAGCUGGAUAGAUCCGGAUAUGUCCCUGGUGAAGCAAUAUAUUUCAAUGCUGAAGUACAAAACAUGACCACCAGAGUCUGUAAAAUUCUGGCCAAACUAUACAUGACAACUGUAUUUCAUACUGCAAAAAAAUCAAAAACAACACAUUCUGAGGUAGCGAAAGUUGUUUAUCAGGACAUACGACCUGGCGAUACCGAAACCUGGUCUGGACGGCUCAUUGUCCCCCCAUUACCCCCAUCUCAUCUCCAGGGAUGUAGGAUUAUCGACCCCACUUACUACUUAGAGUUAAUUGUUGACCCCUCUGGACCAGCCUUUGACCUUCAUGUACCUGUGUUGGUCAUCAUUGGUACAAUACCUCUAUAUUCGGUAGUGGAGCAGUACCGAACACUACACGGAUUCUCGGCCCCUGAGCAGCCAGAAUUGCCUCCGACCCAUACAGCAACCCCUGUUACCACAAAUGUUGGAGCAGCUCCCACGACAAAUUUGCCACCACCAAGCUACAGUGAGUGCGUGUUUGGUAAAACUAACAUCCGAGAAGAAAGCGACUCCGAGCAUACAAAAGGACAAAUGGACUUCGCUCCAGCUUACGUAUACAGGGUGUUUCACAAUAUAUGUCACACAUCUAAAUGGGCACAAUUUGAAUAUUGA
Molecule: messenger RNA, 1310 nt
Organism: Saccostrea cuccullata (small rock oyster)
Lineage: Eukaryota; Metazoa; Mollusca; Bivalvia; Ostreida; Ostreidae
Product: arrestin domain-containing protein 3-like
Exons: 8
Coding region: 99-1310 (403 amino acids)
Biological process (GO): protein transport
Cellular component (GO): cytoplasm
Source: RefSeq, a predicted model, not a curated record